GCAUGUAUAAAUAACUGCAAAAUACUUCAUUUGGUUCAUAAACUAUUUGGUAUAUUUUUAAUUAAACAAGCAAUGAGUGAAAAUUAUGUUAGUGCUGGAGUUGGUUUACAAGGAUUUAGAGCCUUUUUGAAUGGUCUUUGCCCUGGUAAAGCACAAUUUACUGAAAAAGAUUACCCAAAAUUAGAUGGUAAAGUUGUCAUUGUCACUGGUGCAAGUGCUGGAUUAGGUUAUGAAGUAAGCAAGUUAUUAUUGGGUACCACCAAUGCUAAAGUGUAUAUGUUUACAAGAAACAAACAAAAGACCAUUGAUGCUAUUAAGAGAUUAGAAACUGAAGUUGCAAAGGAAUUCAAUAAGACAAAUCUUAAUGUUGAUUAUAUUUCAAUCGAUUUUGCUGAUUUAACAACUAUCAAACCUGCUGCUGAAGAAUUCUUGAGUAAGUCAGAUAGAUUAGAUAUUAUUAUUCAUAAUGCUGGUGUUAUGUUACCACCUGAAGGAUCAGUCACCAAACAAGGCUUUGAAUUACAAUUAGGUACUAAUAAUUUUGGUCCUCAUUUACUUCAAAAAUUCUUAGAUCCAUUACUCAUCAAGACUUCAAAAUCCAACAAGCCAGGAGAAUCCAGAAUCAUUUGGGUUUCCUCUUUUGGUCAUUAUUUAUCAUCGAAAGGUGGUGUCUUCUAUGCUGAUCCUAAUUUCAGAAAGACAAAAGCUCUGGCUGCUUCUAAAUAUGCACAAAGUAAAGCUAUCAAUGUACUUCAAGCUAAGGGAUGGAAUAAUGCUCAUCCAGACGGAUCAAACAUCAUCAGUGUAUCAUUAUGUCCCGGCUUUUUAACUACAGAAUUAACAAGAUAUGCAAGUUCAAUCGAAGCAUUUGUCCUGGGUCUUAUGUCGCAUCCUCCUAGAAAUGGUGCUUACACGGAAUUAUUUGCUGCUCUUUCACCUGAAAUUUCUACUCGUGAUCAUAUUCAAUCAUUCGGGAAGGUCACUAGAUCAAGGCAAGAUUUAGAAGAUCCGAUUGCCAUCUCUAAAGCAUGGAAUUUCUUAGAGUCAAAUGUUAGAUCAUAUUUGUGAAUUAUUAAUUAAGCUUUUUUUGAGGCUAUGGUCUAAUAAAUGGAAAAUGCAAAUGAAAAAUACAAAAGCGCAAGUUAUUAUAGAUAAUUAUGUAAUUUUAAAUAAAAAAAUUAACCUUUGUAAAUCAUGUAGCAACCUCGAAGCGCUAUGAUUUGCUAAUUACAAAUUACUAAUAAUAUUCAUGUUGUCGUCGUUAAGAUUGUUGUAACGGGUUGUAUAAUUAAAUUUGAAGUAACGUAGCGAUGGCUGAGCAUUUUGAUUUUGUGGUAUAAUAUUUUCUUGAUUGCACAUACAGAAUUAGCAAAUGUUUGCAAUCAAGGGAUAAGAAUUAGAAAGCUUGGAAAGUUAAAUGACCAAGAACUUCCAUGAUAGACUCAUUGCAGACAUUCGAUUCAAGGGGUUGGCAUUUG
Messenger RNA from Scheffersomyces coipomensis, 1478 nucleotides. RefSeq names its product short-chain alcohol dehydrogenase. The transcript has a single exon. The coding region runs from base 73 to 1068 and encodes 331 amino acids. The record is from RefSeq and is a predicted model, not a curated record. NCBI's taxonomy places the organism in Eukaryota, Fungi, Ascomycota, Pichiomycetes, Serinales, Debaryomycetaceae.